CCAUGGCCGGGAGGAACUAUGGCGCGAUGGAGGGAGAGGGCGCGAGGAGAACAACGACGAGAACAUGCUCUCCGUCCCCUUCCUCCUACUCCUCCUCCUCCCUCUCUGCGUCCAGAAAGACGCUCUUUGUUGCUCCGAUUGCUGUCUUGGCUGCCUCGCUCUCACUCCUUGCUUUCACUUUCUUGCCCACUCAGACCAAUGAGAGGAGCGAGCUGGUGUCAGGAAGAAGGGGAGGAGCCUUGUUUCAGUCUCUUGCAGAGACUAGCGUCAGGACAGACAAGGCGCAUCCCUACAACAGGAUGAUCAACUCUCCCGACCGUGUCAAGUUCAUCAACACGGAAUGGACUCCAGCGCAGACUGUAAAUCCUCCUCCGGUUCAUCCGUAUCACGGAGGGUCGAGGCCUUCCAAGGUUCUUCACCGUGAUUUCGAGCAUGAGCCCUAUGGCAAUCACCUUCCCUGGGAGAAGGGACCUGAGGGAGCCCAGGCUAAGUAUGCUGAGAGUCUGGAAGACUCGAAGGCAUACAGGUACAUGGUUGACAAGAACGGGAUUGUGAGGAAGUGGGAAACCGAUCUGCCUCUUGAUCGUUAUAAUCCCAAUCAUAUCGUUGUCUCCUCUGCACUGCUGGACAAGCUCUCUCCUCUACCUCCUCCAUCGAUUAACGCAAGGGACGUAGCGGGAGCGCUGGAAAGACACCAGAAGAACGAGAUUCAGAAGAGCUUUCGAAGCAUCUUUCCCAAGGGCAUGUUUCAUGACACCAUCGUGGACUCUAGGACUGGAGCUGUUGCUCAGAUCGCUGGCGUCUCACAAGAAGAAUCCGUAUGCCCCGGGGGGUUGUACAAGUGCAAGGACGACUCGUGUGUCGCGCACAUCUCCUACUGCCCGGGAUGCGACGUGUACCCGGUGCCGGAGCAUUGCUCGCUGAUUCAGCCUCACAAGAGCGGUUGGAGGGUCUCAGCAGUGGGGUGUGAUUCGUCCAACAUGCAAGAGUGCGGGAUGGCGGACGGAAACACUUUGUUUCUUCCGGGAGAGGCCGUUACUGGUGGGGUUUUUGAUUCCGGCCUUGCUUGAACGAUAUUGAUGCUUUCUAGCAUGCGUGUGAAAUAAUGAAACCGACAACAUG
Messenger RNA from Guillardia theta CCMP2712, 1122 nucleotides. RefSeq lists its product as hypothetical. The annotation marks the transcript as partial. The transcript has 3 exons. Lineage: Eukaryota; Cryptophyceae; Pyrenomonadales; Geminigeraceae. The record is from RefSeq and is a predicted model, not a curated record.